This is a messenger RNA of Lachancea nothofagi CBS 11611, 2187 nucleotides long. NCBI's taxonomy places the organism in Eukaryota, Fungi, Ascomycota, Saccharomycetes, Saccharomycetales, Saccharomycetaceae. The record is from the annotation of a GenBank genome assembly.
AUGCCGUCAAGGAGUAGAGCAAGCUCCUUGGUUCAAAGUAUUGCAACAAGAGUACCAGUUAAUACUGAUUCCGUGCCGUAUCUGUAUGAUGAUCAAGAGCUGCUACAGAAGUUGCGAACCAUAAGCCUGGGGUAUGAUGAGACCUCGGCCCCCCUUAAGGUACAGCCUCCCGUUAGCGAUACAAAGUAUGAAAGAUACGAUAAAUACCUGAGUGAUUUGAGUGGCAGAGCCGCACAAUAUCAGAAUGUUAUCGACCAAACGCGAGCGAUCAAUAGCCAAUUGAAUCUUACAAUCGAAACAUUCUGUGGUAUAUCUUCGCAGACGCAAGUGUUUGCGGGUUGUACCCGUCAACUGUACGAUAAAUUUAAUGAACUCGACAAGCUACACGAGUCCUUGGACGAGUAUUUGAGCUUUUUUGAAGCGUUAGAACCAAUCGCUCGAGGGCUGUAUCAAAACUCCUCGCCUAGUGUUGUGAAGAAAGAUUCAUUCAAAUCGAAGCUCAUAAAAAUUGACACAUCUCUACAGUUUUUAGAUGAACACAGUGACUUUAAGGAUGCGGAAGCCUACCGUAUUAAGUUCAAGAAAUGCAUGAUACGGUGUUGCAGCUUGAUGGCCAGUUACAUGAAUAAUUCUUUAAAAGCACUCCAUGAAGAGAUAGCAAAGUCAGUCGAAACGGCCACACAGUCCGCAACUAGAGACGCCCUGUUAUACAAUAAGUUUUCCUCUCGUGCUCCAGCUUUUUUGACAGUUUCAGAGAGCCUCUCAAAUCGCUGUUCAAGCAAAAGCUAUUACAGGUAUCGCGAUGAACUACACUCAAUCUUACAAGGUUGCUACAAUGACUACUUCCAAAUUAGAGCAAAGCUUUUGCAUAAUUUAAUAAUAAACCAGCUCGAUCAAUCGAUGGUGCAAGACAAGAAGUUUUCGUUGGUAAAGUACAUUCAAGACAACUUAUUAUUCUUUUCUCAAUUAUGCCAAAACGAGUAUGGCCUAAUAGUACAGUUUUUCCCGGAAGGGGAAGGAAAAAGAGAGUUCAAUAAGUGGCUCUUUCGCUUGUGCGAACCCUUGCAUGAUCGAGUCAGAGAAAAGGUAUUAAGAGAGCCUGAAGUUGCAGCUCUGUGCGACUCUGUGACUUUACUAAAUAAAUACUACCAAUUUGAAGAAGAUUCCAAGGAAUACGAAGCUCAAUACAACAGCGUCCAAUUAGACAAAAUCUUUGAGCCUCUGCUGCAGGAUGUUCAGUACAGAUUGAUAUUCCGGGCUCAAAUCUAUGUUGAAACUAACAUCGUCAACUUCAAGCCUACCAAAGAAGCAUUUAUAAUCAAUCACAGGAAGCAGACAUCAAAUUCGAUUGAUAAAAGCAAUGACAUCGUAACUUCAUUCCUUGAAAGCAUUUCAGAAUUGGAAGAUGAAACUGAAGAGAUUCGUAGCUGCUAUCCCCCAGUGCUUAGAGCUGUGGCUCUCCUGUCAAGAAUCUACCAAAUGAUUAAUUCCUCGAUUUUUGAUAAUUUGGCUCAUCACAUCGUUCACGAUUGUAUUCAAUCUUUGCGAUCUGCAUUUCAGCUAGUUAAACAGUCUGAAGAUAGUUUGGAACCAAGAUUGGCCUACUUGAAGAAUUUGCUAAUGCUCCGUAAACAAGUGCAGAACUUUGAGAUUCAAUAUGUAUGCAAUGAAAAGUACGUUGAUUUCUCCGGGCUAGCAGACUUUCUAAGAUCAUUAGCUCAUGGGGGUCUAAAGAGGGGAACAAGCAACUCUGUCCUUGAUUUGGCUCUGGAAGGAGCCCCUAGAGUAGUCAACGAUAUGGUUGACGCACGGUCUGAGCUGACACUUGAACUACGCAAAACCAUCAAAAAUUUAACCGAGACAGCCGCAAGAGAAGUACUUGGGGACUGUUUGAAUACACAUGAGAAUUUGGUAGCCAACAACGUGCAGCUGAGAAAAAACGUGGAAAUUCUACUUCCUCGGGUACAUGAGUGCAUGUGCAACUUCAUUAAAGAUGGCGAGAUCAGGACACAUCUAAUCGAUGCGAUUCAAGACAUAGUAAUACGUUCCUACGCCAGUUUUUACGAGGAAAUUGUAGAAAUGGCAGCCAGCAACAAAAUCAGCAAAGACGAGGUAAGCGAAUUGAUAUACGUCGAUGUUUUGGCCGAUUUCAUCAACAACACCGCAAGCUCACUUGAUCAGCUUUGA